This is a messenger RNA of Ramularia collo-cygni, 3273 nucleotides long. Its product is annotated as probable Lon proteinase, mitochondrial precursor. The coding region runs from base 1 to 3273 and encodes 1090 amino acids. The record is from RefSeq and is a predicted model, not a curated record. The transcript is spliced from 2 exons. Gene Ontology annotation, molecular function: serine-type endopeptidase activity; ATP hydrolysis activity; single-stranded DNA binding. Gene Ontology annotation, cellular component: mitochondrial matrix. NCBI's taxonomy places the organism in Eukaryota, Fungi, Ascomycota, Dothideomycetes, Mycosphaerellales, Mycosphaerellaceae. Gene Ontology annotation, biological process: protein quality control for misfolded or incompletely synthesized proteins; mitochondrion organization; protein catabolic process.
AUGGUGUACGGCCGGAGUCUGGCAUGGCGGAAUGCGCUGCGCAGUUCAUCAUUCAAGGCGGCAUCUCGUACAACUUUCCACGCGCACCUUUCUACGAGGCUGCCGCCACCGCAGUCAUUAAACACACGGCCACAGCAAUAUCUGCGAACGACGAUAUCGUUAUCACGCGACUUCUCCACCUCGCCUGCUAGACGGAAGGAGAAGCCCCCGCCACCACCAGAGGACGAAGCAGAGCCAAAGAUUGAGAGUAAAGAGGAGAAGGAGGAGGAUUCAGCAGCGAAGAKCAAGGACCCAUCUCCAACGCCAAUUCCUGGAGCUAUAGAUGGAAAGGCGGCAGGUGCAGCGGGAGGCGGUGAAUCUGGAUCCGGCGCUGGAGGCAGCGGCGAUGGACCGGGUCGCAAGAAGAAGGCAGGCAAGACCGAUCUGGUGAAGCCGCAGGUUCCAGAUGUCUACCCACAAGUCCUGGCCAUUCCAAUCACGCAGCGACCGCUGUUUCCCGGAUUCUACAAGGCCAUUACUAUUCGCGACCCCAACGUUAUUGCAGCAGUGCAGGAGCUGCUGAAGCGAGGGCAGAGCUAUGUGGGUGCUUUCUUGCUCAAGGAUCAGGACAGCAGUCAGGAUGUUAUCAACGACCCGAGUGAGGUGUACGAUGUGGGUACCUUUUGCCAGAUCACCGGUGCGUUCCCCGCAGGUCAUGGACCGGAGAAGGCAUUGCAGGCGGUUCUAUACCCACACCGUAGAAUCAAGCUGAGCGAGCUAAUUCCACCAAACCGUGGUCCUCCUGCAGCACCGGAGCCGGCUGCAGCAGAGGUCUCCGCUGCACAAGCCACCAUAGAUGCCCCACUUCCAGAGGAGACAUCCAAACAGACCGAAGCUGAGGAGAAGAAGGGCGAUGUGGUGGCCAGCUUUGAGGAGUCGAGCGCAAGCAAGGAAAGCAAAGACAAGGACAAGCAGCUAUAUCAGCCGACCGACUUCCUUCGAUCGUGGCCCGUGAGUCUCGUCAAGGUUGACAACUUGGCCGAUGAGCCUUUCGACAAGCGAUCUCCCACCGUUCGUGCGUUGAUCUCCGAGAUUGUCAACACCUGCAAGGAGAUUAGCAACUACAACCACCUCUUCCGCGAUCAUGUUUCUGCUUUCGCCAUGUCACAGACUGCAGCCAACAUUGCAGAUGAACCCGCCAAGCUUGCCGAUUUCGCUGCUGCAGUAUCAGCUGGCGAAAUGGAGGAAGCUCAAGCAGUUCUUGCUUCUCUCAACAUCGAGCAGCGUCUCAGCAAGGCCCUCGAAGUGAUCAAGAAGGAGCACAUGAACGCACAGCUGAGUAGCAAGAUCUCCAAGGAUGUGGAGAGCAAGAUCCAGAAGCGUCAACGCGAAUACUGGCUCAUGGAGCAGAUGAAGGGUAUCCGCCGCGAGCUCGGCMUGGAGAGCGAUGGCAAGGACAAGCUGGUUGAGAAGUUCAAGGAGAAGGGCUCAAAAUUGGCCAUGCCAGAGGCCGUUAAGAAGGUUUUUGACGAGGAACUCAACAAGCUAGCACAUCUGGAACCCGCGGCGAGCGAGUUUAACGUCACGAGGAACUAUUUGGACUGGCUAACGCAGAUUCCAUGGGGACAACGCAGCGCAGAAAACUUUGGCAUCCAGCACGCGCAAGAUGUGUUGGAUGAAGACCACCACGGAUUGAAGGAUGUCAAGGACCGUAUUCUGGAGUUCAUCGCCGUGGGCAAGCUACGUGGCACGGUGGAAGGAAAGAUUCUCUGCAUGGUCGGUCCACCUGGUGUUGGAAAGACGAGUAUUGGAAAAUCUAUCGCUCGGGCGCUCAACAGGCAGUACUACCGUUUCAGUGUGGGUGGUCUGACUGAUGUGGCCGAGAUCAAGGGUCAUCGAAGAACUUAUGUCGGUGCUCUCCCCGGUCGCAUUAUCCAGGCAUUGAAGAAGUGCCAGACAGAAAACCCUUUGAUCUUGAUUGACGAAGUUGACAAGAUUGGUCGCGGACACCAAGGCGACCCUUCAAGCGCACUUUUGGAACUGCUAGAUCCCGAGCAGAACAACUCUUUCCUUGAUCACUACAUGGAUGUGCCAGUCGAUCUGUCAAAGGUUCUCUUCGUCUGCACAGCCAACAUGACAGACACGAUCCCCAGACCUCUACUCGACCGAAUGGAGAUGAUCGAGCUCUCGGGAUACGUUGCUGAUGAGAAGAUGGCAAUUGCCGAGCGAUACUUGGCACCCCAAGCCAAAGAGCUAUCCGGACUUCAAGAUGUGGACGUCAACCUCUCCAAGGAAGCCAUUGCAGACCUGAUCAACAAGUACUGCCGAGAGUCUGGUGUCCGAAAUUUGAAGAAGCAGAUUGAGAAGGUCUACCGCAAAUCAGCUCUGAAGAUCAUCCAGGAUAUUGGAGAAGAGGUACUCAGCGAGGACAAGGCACUCACCGACGAAGGCAAAGCAGCAGCGGAAGAAUCCACCAAGGAUGAGUCGGAUGUCACCGAAACACCAGAGAACAUCGAGCAAGAGACAACAGAGACUCCACGCGUCGCGUUGAAGGUUCCAGACUCUGUUCACGUGAACAUUGGAAGCGACAACCUGAAAGAUUACGUUGGUCCACCAGUCUUCACCUCUGAUCGACUUUAUGACACAACACCUGCUGGUGUCGCAAUGGGUCUAGCAUGGACUCAGAUGGGCGGCGCGGCACUCUACGUUGAGACCAUUCUGGAAACCGCCUUGUCGUACUCUUCCCGCCCUGGACUGGAACGAACUGGUAACCUCAAGGCAGUGAUGAAGGAGUCGACCUCCAUCGCAUACUCUUUCGCAAAGGGUUUGAUGGCAAAGAGGUUCCCGGGCAACAAGUUCUUCGAGAAGGCUCGGAUACACUUGCAUUGUCCCGAGGGUGCCGUUCAGAAGGAUGGGCCUUCGGCUGGUAUCACCAUGGCGACUAGUCUGUUGUCACUUGCAAUGGACAAGCCUCUGGAUCCCACCAUCGCUAUGACUGGAGAGCUUACCGUUACCGGCAAGGUGCUUCGUAUCGGUGGCCUGCGUGAGAAGACCGUUGCAGCACGAAGAGCUGGAGCGAGAAUGGUUGUUUUCCCUAGGGAUAACUUGAGUGACUGGCUGGAGUUGCCACAGAAUAUCAAAGAGGGCAUUGAAGGCAAGCCCGUGGAGUGGUAUGCUGAUGUCUUCAAGCUCGUUUUCCCCGAUGCGGACGAGGCGGCGAUGAACAACCUUUGGAAGAAGGAGCUGAAGAAGCCAAGCAAGGAAGAGAGAGAAGCCGAGGAGGACGAUGACUGA